AUGUUCGGACUCAUAAACCAACUGGUCAAGCCAAAUUUUGCUCAGUUCUCUGUGGGUCUCCCUACCAGAUUGGGGAAACGUUUUUCUCACGAGCUGGCUCCAAGAUUCAAGCAUGUUGGAAAGAAACACAAGGGUAGAAUUACUGUUAGAACUGGUGGAUCGAUCAAGGGAUCCACUGUGAAAUUUGGAGACUACGGAUUGAGACUAAAAUCAGUUGGUGUGAGGAUGGAUGCCAACCAACUAAAAGAGGCCGACAAUGUGAUCAUGAGAAUGAUGAGACCGGUAGGCGGAAAACUUUGGAGAAGACUUUGCACGAACAUUGCCGUGUGCACCAAGGGUAAUGAGACUCGUAUGGGUAAAGGUAAAGGGCCCUUUGAUUACUGGGCUGUUCGAGUUCCUACAGGUAAAAUAGUGUUUGAGGUUGGAGGUGAAAACUUGCACGAACAAACUGCCAAAGAUGCUUUUAGAAAGGCUGCUGCCAAACUGCCUGGAGUCUUCGAGUUCGUUAAGAAAUCUGAUACUCCAAGAGUUGGACUGCACGAUGUCCAGAAGCCAAAAUCUCCAGUCAAUGAGCUAGAAAAGUUGAAGCAAAACCCCACCAAGGAGUUUCUCAAUGUGUUAAAGUCCAAACAGAGGGAAUACGUCUUGUAUAAUGGAAGGAAGAGGUAA
This is a messenger RNA of Komagataella phaffii GS115, 669 nucleotides long. Its product is annotated as mitochondrial 54S ribosomal protein YmL47. Gene Ontology annotation, cellular component: mitochondrial large ribosomal subunit; ribosome. Gene Ontology annotation, molecular function: rRNA binding; structural constituent of ribosome. Gene Ontology annotation, biological process: mitochondrial translation. The record is from RefSeq and is a predicted model, not a curated record. Bases 1 to 669 code for a protein of 222 amino acids. Lineage: Eukaryota; Fungi; Ascomycota; Pichiomycetes; Pichiales; Pichiaceae. The transcript has a single exon.